Messenger RNA from Cercospora beticola, 687 nucleotides. RefSeq names its product glutathione S-transferase family protein. NCBI's taxonomy places the organism in Eukaryota, Fungi, Ascomycota, Dothideomycetes, Mycosphaerellales, Mycosphaerellaceae. The record is from RefSeq and is a predicted model, not a curated record. Gene Ontology annotation, biological process: L-phenylalanine catabolic process; glutathione metabolic process. Gene Ontology annotation, molecular function: maleylacetoacetate isomerase activity; glutathione transferase activity.
AUGGGCUCCGCCGACCAAGAGAAACCACUAUAUACCCUCCUCUCCGCCACCCCAUCUCCCUAUGCCCGCAAAGUCCGCAUCUCACUUCUAGAAAAAGGCAUUCCCUUCAAGCUCCAGACAGAAGUCCCAUGGGACAGUGAUACCCAAACACCCAACUACAAUCCAUUAGAAAAACUCCCGGUCCUCAUCGAUAAUGCCACAGGCAAAUCUGUAUACGAAAGCGCUUUUAUUCUAGAAUGGAUUGAAGUCAAGCACAAAGAUCGCGAACCGAAAUUGAUCCCCGCGGAUGAUGAGGAGAGAUUACAGGUUAAGGAGAUCGAAGUGGUCGCUGAUGGAAUCUGUGACGCCCUCGUCCUCCUCAUCUGGGAACGCAACCGCUCCAAAGAAACCCAAUCCGAGCCCUGGGCAGCCCGCCAAACCCGCAAAGUGACUGGCGGAAUCAAGGCUCUAAAUAAGUGGGUCACGUCCCGCCCCGACCCCUCCUCCCCCUACGUUCACGGCUCCAAACUCAGCAUCGCCGACUUGGCAAUUUGCGCUGUCCUAGGUUUCAUGAACGUACGAUUCCCCGAUCACGAAUGGCAAACCCAAUAUCCAGAAUUGAAAUCUUACUGGGAAGAACAUGAGAAGCGAGAGAGUUUCAAGGCGACUGUACCCGUGGCCCAGACGUAUAAGGAUAAGAUUGUAUAG